GCCAGGAGCCAGGGCCCAGGAGCCACAGCAGGAGACCGCAGGACCUUUGGAGCACCGCAGAGGAGCUGUGCCUGGCGGCAUCCGACUUUGGACCUAAGUGUGGCAGUCAUUCCAGCUGUGACACCCGCCGAGUGAGAGGCCAGUGACAGCCCCACAGCUGCCGCACACGGCACUGUCACCGCAACAAGUGUGACAAGAAGCCAACGAGAGGUCACAGCACCUGAUCAAACAGCCCGUCUCCCGGGGCUUGGACUUCACCCCCUGCCAGUGGAAUUAUAUCACCGAGGAAGAAGAAGGGGAGACCCACGUGCUGUGGAGUCUUCAUCCCACGGGUGUCGGGGUGCUCCUGGGAAGGGGACACCGUAACUUCUGUUUGUUUUUGGAAGGGGCAUCUUCUGUGUGCAGGAACUUCAUAAAGAACAUCUCCCGACCCAUCCCUACAGGAGAAGAACCCUCAGGAUUAUAGCAACAGGUGAACAGCAGCGAGAGGGACACAUGCAGGGACCCUGGUGCUGCUGGAGAUCCGCAGAGCCGAGCUGUCCAGGGGGCAGCAUGAGGGGCAUCCUGCAGCUGCUGCUGAUCACUGCUCUCCUGUCCUGCUGGAGGCAGCCCCUGGUGGGGGCCAACUCAUGGUGGUCGUUGGCACUUAACCCCGUGCAGAGGCCCGAAAUGUACAUCAUCGGAGCGCAGCCGCUGUGCAGCCAGCUGACGGGACUCUCCCCGGGGCAGAGGAAGCUGUGCCAGCUGUACCAGGACCACAUGGUGUAUAUCGGAGAGGGGGCCAAGACCGGGAUCAAGGAGUGCCAGAACCAGUUCAAGCAGAGGCGGUGGAACUGCAGCACCGUGGACAACAAUUCCGUCUUCGGCAGAGUCAUGCAGAUAGGCAGCAGAGAGGCGGCCUUCACAUACGCGAUCAGCGCCGCGGGGGUUGUCAAUGCCAUCAGCCGGGCCUGCCGAGAGGGGGAGCUGUCCACGUGUGGCUGCAGCCGGACCCCGCGCCCGAAGGACCUGCCGCGGGAUUGGCUUUGGGGCGGCUGCGGGGACAACGUGGAAUACGGCUAUCGGUUUGCCAAGGAGUUUGUGGACGCCCGAGAACGAGAGAAGAACUAUCCUAAAGGUUCAGAAGAACAGGCACGGGCGCUGAUGAACCUCCAGAAUAACGAAGCCGGGCGCAGGGCUGUCUACCAACUGGCGGACGUGGCCUGUAAGUGCCACGGCGUGUCGGGCUCCUGCAGCUUGAAGACCUGCUGGCUGCAGCUUGCCGACUUCCGCAAGGUGGGCGAAUACUUGAAGGAGAAGUACGACAGCGCCGCCUCCAUGCGCAUCAACAAGCGCAACAAGCUGGAGCAGGUCAAUCAACGUUUCAACUCCCCCACCCCAGAAGACCUCGUGUACCUGGACCCCAGCCCCGACUACUGCCUGCGGAACGAGACCACGGGGUCGCUGGGCACCCAGGGCCGCCUGUGCAACAAGACGUCCGAGGGCAUGGACGGCUGCGAGCUCAUGUGUUGCGGUCGCGGCUACGACCAGUUUAAGACGGUCCAGGUGGAACGCUGCCACUGCAAGUUCCACUGGUGCUGCUUCGUCAAGUGCAAGAAAUGCACGGAGAUCGUGGACCAGUACGUGUGCAAGUAACGCGGCGCAUGACCCGAGCACCUGCUACAAACGCGGCCCCCCAAACCGCUGCCCUCCCGACUCCCUCCCCUCCACUGUGCACCCAGAUUUAUGGUUCUACCCCCCCCUAAUCUCACCCCCCCGGCACAGAGAGCGAGGGAGGUAAAAAUCUAUAUGUAUAGGAUCUGAAAUGAAAUAUAUAUAUGUAGAUAUAUAUAUAUAUUUUUUUAUCUGUAUAAAGGAAUAAAGGCAAUGAUUAUUAGAAAUGGGCAGUAGGU
Spea bombifrons (plains spadefoot toad) is the source of this 1892-nucleotide messenger RNA. RefSeq names its product Wnt family member 5B (gene WNT5B). Gene Ontology annotation, biological process: cell fate commitment; neuron differentiation; multicellular organism development. Lineage: Eukaryota; Metazoa; Chordata; Amphibia; Anura; Pelobatidae. Gene Ontology annotation, molecular function: frizzled binding; cytokine activity. The record is from RefSeq and is a predicted model, not a curated record. Gene Ontology annotation, cellular component: extracellular region. The transcript is spliced from 5 exons. The coding region runs from base 496 to 1635 and encodes 379 amino acids.